Messenger RNA from Engraulis encrasicolus (European anchovy), 1516 nucleotides. Its product is annotated as GTPase IMAP family member 9-like. NCBI's taxonomy places the organism in Eukaryota, Metazoa, Chordata, Actinopteri, Clupeiformes, Engraulidae. The record is from RefSeq and is a predicted model, not a curated record. Gene Ontology annotation, molecular function: GTP binding. Bases 86 to 1045 code for a protein of 319 amino acids. The transcript has 2 exons.
CUCAGGGUCAGGGCCAGAGUCAGGUGAUGUCUCCAUCAACGUCGAGCAAUGUCGAGAUCAAGGAGGUAAACCCCUAGAGUGGCUGAUGGAGAAAUGUGAGAACAGGUGUGCUACCCUUGGUCUGAAGAGCAACUCUCCAUCUCCUCUCAAAGAACCGCUGGAAGUCGCUGAUAGAUUAGUGGCUGAAAACAAUGGCCGUCACUAUGAGAUAGUAGACAGUAUUUUACAACAGGUAGAGGCAAAAAGAACAGAAAGGAAGAAUAAGGUAUUUGAAAAGAUGGAUGUGUUGGGGAAACGUCUGGAGGAAACCAAGAUAAGUGGCAAGUCAGGGAGAGGCACAUCUGCAGAUAUGAGAAUCAUGUUGCUGGGAUACAGAAGAGCUGGAAAGACGGCAGCAGGUCGCAUCAUUUUGGGCGACGAUAACCUUCACCUUGGGCACAGUGUUGUGAGUGUCAAGGCAGAUGCCCAUGUAUCUGGACGACAUGUUAGUGUAGUCAGAGCAUCAGAAUGGUCGAGGGAACAGCUUCUGUGUGACACUGCUGAACUGACCAAGCAAGAAAUCACACUCAGCUUGACUCUGUGUCCUCCGGGACCCCACUGUAUCCUUGUAGUGCUAAAUCUAAAGUUGAAAUUUAGUGAGGUGAGUAGGAGAGCUGUUCAAGAACACCUGGAACUUCUGACUGAAGACGCUUGGAGGUAUUCCAUGGUUCUGUUCACCUGCAAAGAGGACUUGGCGGAUGCAACCAUCGAGCAGUACAUUGAGAGCGAGGGCAAGCCUCUACAUUGGCUCAUAGAGAGGUGCGGGUACAGGUACCAUGUGCUCAAUACCAAGAGCAGGGAUGAGAGACAGUGCAGGGAGCUGUUUGAGAAGAUUGAUUGUAUGGCAUUGGGCACUGAUAAUGGCCAUUUUAAGCCAGAAAGUGGGAUUUCGUCAAAGUUAGAAGACCGGAGAAGGGAGGAGAUAGAGAGGGCAGAAGCUAGGAGAUUGGCAGUACAAAAGCAGAGGCAGGAACUGCAGGAAAAAUUAAAACAAGUUAUGUCAUAGAAAUCAAUGCCAGAUGGACUGAAGUAAGGGGGAAUGUCAUUGCAAAGAUUUAGCACAAAAACUGUCACUCAUUAAAUGCAGUCAAAGGUCUAGCAACAUGGGCACUAUCUGAACUUCCUUUGUACACUCAUUGGUAUUCUCAUUGUUGCCUUUUACAGUAUGCAAAUGUAUACAUCUAUUUGCGCAAUGUGUAACUGUUUUACAUGAGAUGUAUUUAAUUCUGUAAAAGAUUGUUAAAUUCAUAAAUUGAUAAUAAUUUAAUGUAAUGCAAUAAUGUAAUGUAAUAUUGUAAAUUGAUAUUACGGAUAAUAACACUCGUACAUUAAAAAAGAUCCAGUUGUUAUACCAGCUUUGUACUGUAUAUGCUUUUCAUUAUUUUUGCUAUCUGCACAGAAUAAUGUAGUAAUUGUGUAGAUUGUGUGGGUUGAUGCAUGCCAAAAAUGAUAAUGCCCAGAUGACUGAUGAUGACUU